AUGCAGAUGGUGCUGGAGGAACGGGACCUAUGGGAGGUCGUCAGCGGUGAGAUCAAGGCGGAACAGUGCGAGACUCAGUUGGACCAAGCGACGUACAAGAGGAAGUCAAGAAAGGCGAUGGCAGUGAUCUGUCUAGCCAUGGAAGAUUCCCAGCUACCGUUGGUCCGGUCGGCAAGUGGUGCAUGCGACGCAUGGUCAAGGUUGGAAGACCACUUCGAGAAGAAGAGUCUUGCCAACAAGCUGUUCUUGCGCCGUCGCUUCUUCACGACAAUGAUGGAAGAAGGCGACGAUGUACUCGAACACAUCAACAAGCUCAAGACGCUGGCGGAACAGCUAGAAGCGGUGGGGGCUCCAGUCUGCGAGGACGAUCUGGUGAUCACACUUCUCGGCAGCCUGAGUGACUCGUAUCAAUUCUUGAUCACAGCUUUGGAGUCGCGCUCAGACACUCUUAGCUGGGAGCUCGUGACGUCUCGACUGCUUCAUGAAGAAAUGAAGCGGAGGGAGCAAGGAAGUAAAGGUGAUGAAGCUUCGCAAGGUCAAGCGUUCAUCACAAGGGGACAAUCAGCGCAAAGGGCGACCAGUGAAGAAGUCCUGGCCGUGCCACAAUUGCGGAAAGAUUGGUCACUGGAUGGCGGACGUGCUCAAGACAGCGGCGACCGCUAUCGAUCACAACGUGCAAACGUCGCUCAAGAAGAAGACUCGGGCGACUACCUCUUUUCGAUCGGUGAAACGACAUCUGCGAAAUCGAGCGACAUCUGGCUGGUCGACUCCGGGGCGACGCAGCACAUGACGUGCUCCAAGAAGUUCAUGCGGAACUACAAGGGAUUUGACGCUGUGGAUGUCCAUCUCGCGGAUGAUGGAAUCGUCCAAGCAAUCGGCAGUGGGGACAUUGUCAUGUCGAUGAAGACACCCCAAGGGAUGAAGAAAGGUGUGCUCACAAACGUGUGGCACAUCCCAAAGUUAUCCAGAAACCUGUUCUCGGUCGGCCGCUUCACCAAGGAUGUCGGCCCAGUGACGUUCACGAAGGAUGGGUGCUAUGGAGAAGCGAAAGGGACCAAGUGGAAAAUUGGUGCCCGUGAAGGUAAAGGACUGUUCAAGCUGCAAAUGACUCCAGUGGCGCCGGAACAAGCAAAUGCAGCCAAGUCGUCGGGAUGUCAAGGGGGCACCCAAGUCGUACCUCUGGCACCUUCGGCUUGGCCACAUAGGUCACGAUGGACUCAAUUGCAUUGUGACGAAGAACAUUGGAAUUGGCAUCGACAUAUCUUCGGUGAAGAAGUGGGACGUGUGUGA
Peronospora matthiolae is the source of this 1290-nucleotide messenger RNA. NCBI's taxonomy places the organism in Eukaryota, Oomycota, Peronosporomycetes, Peronosporales, Peronosporaceae. The record is from the annotation of a GenBank genome assembly.